GGUGUUCCAGUUUGCUUUAGAGAUUCGGGUCGGUUGCAUCUACUCCGGAACAAUCGUUCUAAUAUAUUCGGUUUAGAGUUCAGCCAUUAGAAAUGUACUAUAUGCCACGGUAGGAACAGUGAUCAAAUUGUAAAAUGAGAAAAAGGCUGUACCUAUUUCUACAGCUGAACAUAGCUGUUGUUCUAGCACAGGAUAUCUUCGGUUUCGGAGACUAUGACGAGGGACCAUGUGGCCGCUGGAAACCCGGCGACGUUGAUCUCCGUUCGUUCGACCUAAUUCGCGAGUUCCACCUGGAUCAGCUGCAAUCCAACAGUCACCAUGUGUACCGAAUCGAGGGCACCAAUGUGCAUCAAACGGCUUACCGGUUGGAAAACGAAGCCAAUCUUACCAUGCGCACGGUGGAAGCUUUCCCCAUGGGACUUCCCCAUCAGUUUUCGUUGGAAUGUACCUAUAGGACCGAGAGUGAACCGGUGUCGGCUUGGCACCUUUUCGAGGUAACGAACGAACUCCAGGAAAGUCAGCUGGCGGUGACGAUGAACCCUGGACGGCAGACGUUGGAGAUCGGGCUGCCUGGCUUGGAGGGAGAUCUGCAGGUUGUGGAGUACCAUCAUUCGGCGUUAUUCGAUCAACGCUGGCACAAGAUCAUGCUGGGAGUAACGAACGACUACCUCAAUCUCUGGGUUGACUGUCAACCGGUACGGGAUGUGGAAGGAAAUCUUAAUGCCCCUCUGGAAGCACGAGGACGUUUCGAUACCAAUAAUGGAUUCGUUUCGAUGUCCCGGUACGCGGAAACAUCGGUUAUGGAGCCGGAGUCCCCUACCGUAGACCUCCAGUGGAUGGUGAUGAACUGUGAUCCAACACGUCCUGCUCGGGGAAAUUGCGACGAGUUGCCGCUGUAUGAUGUGGCACAUGUGGGACACCGACCGCCUCAUGGAGAAGAACCGAAAGCCGAUUGCAAUGCGGUUUGCCCUCCAGGGUACAAUGGAACGGACGGAGCUCCUGGUCGUCCAGGUUCUCCAGGUUUGCCAGGGUCCAAGGGAGAACCCGGUUCCAACGGAAGGCGGGGUCCUCCUGGGCCACGAGGACUGGAAGGUCCACCAGGGAUUUCCGUCAAGGGUGAUAGAGGUGAAAUGGGACAAAAGGGAGAACCAGGUGUAGCGAUGGCUGGUGGUGGCGUUACAGUGAUUGGGCCACCUGGUUUACCGGGUCCACAAGGACCACCCGGAGCUGGAAUCAAGGGACAGAAGGGGGAGCAAGGCGAGUUGGGACCUCCUGGGCUACGAGGUGAGUCGAUUCGAGGUCAACCUGGUGUUCCUGGAUUUCCGGGUCCAGAAGGGCCACCAGGACUAGGGUUGAGAGGAGAAAAGGGAGAUCGUGGAGACACUGGAUUGCCUGGUCGUGCUGGGGUAUCCGCACCAGGUAUCCCUGGAGGGAAGGGUGAAAAAGGAGAACCGGGAGAUGUAACUGCUGCAAUUGGAAUACGAGGUGAAAAGGGGGACAAGGGUGAUAGUGGAGUACGGGGACCAACUGGUAUUCAAGGGUUGCCAGGUUUGCCUGGUCCCGCAGGACCCCCAGGAAUACCGGGAGCACCUGCAACAGAGAGCAGUUACGCUACCGGAAAUUUGGGAGUAACUAUUCCUGGGCCACGUGGGGCACCUGGCGUACCAGGAGCUGCAGGUCCACCGGGGCCUCCAGGUCCUCCAGGACCAGCAGGAGAAGGUUCCUCGUCAGGUGGAGGCAGAUAUUUUGAAAAUUUCAUGUCAUAUGGUCAUAGGGGCCCUGUGGGUUACACUGGGCUUCCCGGAGAACGAGGAGCCGGUGGCGAUCGAGGUCCAGAAGGUGGAACAGGGCUGCCGGGUGUUCCCGGGCAAGACGGUGCUCCAGGUAUGCAAGGGUCUCCGGGUGUUCCCGGGCAACCAGGAGCUCCAGGACUUCCCGGAUUACCAGGGAGAAGUUAUACCGAGUCUGAGGUGCGGGACAUUUGUGCAGCUGUGCUGCGGGAUCAGCUUGCAGAAUUAACUGAGGGAUUGAUUGGACCUCCUGGGCCUCCAGGAGUAUCUAAAACUGGAAAACCAGGAUUACCCGGUAAACCUGGACCAAAGGGUGAUCGAGGAUAUCCGGGUCCACCAGGUGAUCGUGGCUACCCUGGAGAGUCCGGUAACCCUGGUGUUCCAGGCCUUCCUGGGGAACGUGGAGAGCCUGGAUUAGAGGGACGACCAGGAUAUGAUGGCGUGGGACGAGAUGGUCAUCCUGGAGCCAUGGGUCCACCAGGUCCUCCGGGUCGCGAAGUUCAAGGGUCACCUGGUCGUCAAGGAGAACGGGGAGAAACAGGAAAACCAGGUGUACCAGGCCUGCGAGGCGCCCAAGGUGUUCCGGGUGUAUGCCCUAAUGAUUGUUACAUGGCUGCGGCAGCUGCUGCACAAAGCUUCCGCGCCAAUCAACAGACUAAAGGGCCGGUGUAUUAGUAGUACGUAGAUUAGCUAUUAAUUUCCUUACCGCUAAUUGCUGGUUAAAUACAAUAAAUUCUGAGGAUAAUGAA
Aedes albopictus (Asian tiger mosquito) is the source of this 2539-nucleotide messenger RNA. Its product is annotated as collagen alpha-1(IV) chain-like. NCBI's taxonomy places the organism in Eukaryota, Metazoa, Arthropoda, Insecta, Diptera, Culicidae. The transcript has 9 exons. The coding region runs from base 135 to 2465 and encodes 776 amino acids. The record is from RefSeq and is a predicted model, not a curated record.